Messenger RNA from Lotus japonicus, 2084 nucleotides. Its product is annotated as CLP protease regulatory subunit CLPX1, mitochondrial-like. Gene Ontology annotation, molecular function: DNA binding; ATP hydrolysis activity; ATP binding. The record is from RefSeq and is a predicted model, not a curated record. Gene Ontology annotation, biological process: proteolysis; protein catabolic process. The transcript has 12 exons. The coding region runs from base 1058 to 1591 and encodes 177 amino acids. Gene Ontology annotation, cellular component: mitochondrial matrix. Lineage: Eukaryota; Viridiplantae; Streptophyta; Magnoliopsida; Fabales; Fabaceae.
CAAGACUUUAUUAAAUUUCAUUUUACCAAAUUCCAGCAUGCAUCCUUAUCCGAUAAUCUUCUCAACCUUGACUCUGACAAACUAAGCUUAAACAAUUCCAAAUCUUGGAAUGGCCUCACAUGUGUUUUUGCACAUGUUGUCAGUCUUUGACCAUUCAUUGAAGUAUGUUUUGUCCGUGAUUGUUAGGAAAGGGGUAGUAACUAUUCUUUUGAAAUUGAUUCACCUCCUGAGUUUAUAAAAGAGACUUGCCUUUGAAGAAGGCGCUCUCAUCUUCUAUGUACUCUAUAUUGGCCUCUGAGGUGGUUUUAUCACUUUUGUCAAUUCAAGAAACUUAGGGCCUGUUUGAUAACAGUUUUAGUUUUCAGUUUUUAAAACAGUUUUCAGAAACAACUUUUAAAAACAGUUUUCAGAAGAAGAAAAUAGUUUGAAUGACAUGUUUUCGAACAUUUAGAAAACUGAUAUCUAAAAACUAAAAACUGUUUUGGUUUUUCAGUUUUUGAAAACAUCUUUUACCUGUUUUGGUUUUUUAGUUUUAAAAACUGAAAAUGAGUACCAAACAGGUUUUCAGUUUUUAAAAACUGAAAACUGUUUUGAAAACAGGAAACAAAUAGGCCCUAAGUCUUCCAAUGGUUGUACAUGUGCCCCUAUUGAUCUGGCAGGUCGGAGUAAAUUGUUAGGAGCCAACCAGAACAAAGAGGGAGUGCUUUGUUUCGUUUCUUGAGUAAGAAGCGAAGAGCCCAAAUUAUUCGUGGAACACAUUCAUCUCCGUUUUGUUGCAUUACUUUAGAGAAUGGAGUUUAUAUGAGAAGCUGACUUCCAAGUAGCAAGAGGGUUUAGUGGAAAAAAUAUUUGUGUGGGUCGGAGAUCAACUAGUGUGAGCUAUCAAAAAAUAGAGAGAUGGAAUCAUAUGAGUUCAUACCAUAGGCAAACACCUUAUCGUUUCCUCAUAGAUUCUCUCUUCUCUUCUUCUCAGUUCUUCAAUGUCUUUUCCAUCCACUGAUUCUCCCUCUUCCAGUAAAUUCAAUCUUCUUCUCAGUUCAAUCCUCCACCACCUUCCAUGGCUGCCGCUGCGUUUCGAUCCAACCCUCGAAGCUACAAGGAAACACCGACCAUCGCACUCUCGCAGCUGAGGUGCUUGCUGUGGCAGUUUAUAAUCACUACAAGAGAGUAUUUCAUGAAUCUUCAGUCAAGUCUAAGUGGUUGGCCUGCAGGAGAUUCAAGUGAUAAUGGUAAUAAAGCUGAAGCUAUUGAUGAUGAUGAUGAUAGAGUUGAACUUGAGAAAAGCAAUAUCCUUCUAAUGGGGCCAACAGGAUCAGGGAAGACGUUACUUGCCAAAACCUUGGCUCGGUUUGUAAAUGUUCCCUUUGUUAUUGCAGAUGCAACUACACUCACUCAGGCAAGUUAUGUUGGAGAAGAUGUGGAGUUCAUAUUAUACAAGCUCCUUCUGAUGAUGGAAUGUCGGUACCAGUCUGUUGAGAAGAGAAAAUCAGCUUCAACAGUAUGUCCUCCCUCCCUCUCCUCCUCCGCCAAAGUAAAAGGUGAAUCACUCACUACCACUGAAGGUGGCGCCGCUUCAUCAGGGUUGCAUUGAGAGGAUUCAGAAGGUGUUUCCUGCUAUCUGUUUCUAUUUAUGGGUAGGUUGGCUGAUGAACUUUAUGCUGAAAGUUUACAACUAUCAAAAUUAGAGCUAACAUCAACAAGUGCUCAUGAACAACAAAAUAAGUUAAAUGGGGAAAUAACUUGAAGCAGUAGGUUGGAGGACAAAUUUGAAUCAUUUCUUUUCAUCAGGUCAUUGCUAUUAUUGCAAGAUUGAGAAUGAGUAUGGGAAACAGAGUAAGCUACUUGGAUCUGCUGGCCAAAGUUCUGUGAGUUGUGCUGCAAAAUUGGUUGUUAACAUAGGGACUGUGGUUCCAUGGAUAAUGUGCAAGGAAAGUGAUGCACCAGAUCCAGUGGCAUCAUCCAACUUUACAACCAGCAGGUCCCAACUCUAUCCAAUCUGUUGUGGAAACUAGCAAAAGUAUGGAUUCAACAUUAAGUGCCAAUUGGACUGCUCAUAUGGCAAGCUAUCUAACAGAAACUCAGGU